AUGUCAUCACCGAUCAAAGUUGGUAUCGUGGGAGCAACGGGGAAUACUGGCAAGUCCAUCGUGAAUGGGCUCCUGGCAUCGGAUGUCAACUUCGAAGUAACAGCCUUGACUCGACCUGAGUCGGUUGACAGCGAUGGGUCCAAGGCCCUCAAGGACCGUGGAGUCAAGAUCGUGAUACUUGACUUGAAAGCCCCAAAGGCAGAGCUUGUGAAGGCGCUGACCGGCCUCGACACCGUGCUCUCUUGUAUCUCUGCAUACCAGCUCGAGCUGCAGGCCGGUCUGGCCCAGGCGGCAAAGGACGCGGGCGUGAAGAGAUUCGUACCCUGCGAUUGGGGAUCGCCUGCGCCCAGAGGCGUGAUGCUCUUGCGAGACCGAAAGGAUGACGCCCUCGCUGCGGUGCAGCGCCUCCGCCUCGCAUAUACAGUCAUCGAUGUCGGAUUGUGGUUCAACCUCUCCGUGGCAGCUGUGCCCUCGGGCCGGACAGCGCAUGCAGUCAGAGGCAUCCUCAAUAUACACGCUGGGGAUGGCACGGUCCCGAACGCGUUGACGGACAUCAGAGACAUCGGUUGGCGCGUGGCGAGGAUCAUCGCGGACCCCAGGACGAUCAACAAGAAGGUGUUCGCCUACACCGAGGUCCUGUCCAUGAACCAGUGCGCGGACACCCUGGAUGAGGUCAGCGGGGAAAAGUCUGUCUGGACAGAGCUGAGUGCGCAAAUGAUCCACGACGCUAUCGCGAAGGCGAAACAGGAGACGUCGAGCAGCGCUCUCCCGCCAGGCCUGACUAUCAAUGAAUAUUACGACUCGUGUCUGCUCCGUGGCGAUAACACUCCUGAGUCGGCUGCGUAUCUGGGCUACUUGGACUUCAAGGACCUGUACCCUGAGGCUCCGAGCGGUAAGCUCCUCGGGGAGUUCUACAAGGAUGUUCUCGAUGGGCAAGGUAUUGGAGUUUGA
Messenger RNA from Anthostomella pinea, 951 nucleotides. NCBI's taxonomy places the organism in Eukaryota, Fungi, Ascomycota, Sordariomycetes, Xylariales, Xylariaceae. The record is from the annotation of a GenBank genome assembly.